AUGGAACUGAAGGUGAUCCGGGACCCCGGCGACGCUCGCGUGGACAUUGUUUUCGUCCACGGUUGGCAUGGCGAGCAGCCCGGCUGGACCUCUGCCGCCAAAUCAGUGUUCUGGCCAGAGAAGCUCUUUGCGAGCAAGGUUUCCGAGGCGCGCGUAUUCUCGUUUGAGUACGAUGUCACUCUCGAAACGUUCUGGAACGAGGAAGACCUUAUUACCGAACUUUCGAACGAGCUAAUGGACCAGCUUAUGGAUCAACGCACUGAGCCGGAGAAGGAGAAACGAGCUGUGAUUCUUGUAGCGCAUUGCCUUGGAGGGUUGAUCUGCGAAAAUGCGCUCGUCCAAGGAGCUGAGCACAACGACCGGAAAGCCCUUGUCAGCUGUGUCAAGGGGCUCCUUCUACUUGGGACCCCACAUUACCACCCUGGGGUGUUGAGUGAAGCAAACAAGUACUUCGAGCUAGCGGGAGAAGAGGCCCCUAGCGAGUUUGGCCUGGAAGAAAAGUCAGACUGGGUGAUGGGGAUCCCGCGCGAGUUCGCUAAGCUCCGUGCCGCCGGGUUGGAGAUGGACAUCCAAUGUUUCUACGAGGGAUCCCCUACCGAUCUCAACGGGAAGGGAGUCAAGAUCGUGGAGAUGGCCUUGGCGCGGUGCCCCGACGGGCCUCCCGCAGAGCGGCUGGCAGCCAACCAUGUGAAGAUGAGUCAGUUCGAGGAUGAGAAUGAUCGCGACUUUGUCAAAGUGCUGCGGGUCCUGAAGAAAUGGGUGGCUAAGGUUCCCGCCCCGGAGAAAGAUGGAGGCACUACAGUCAACAAUGUCUCUCACGCCUCCUUUGCGGGAUCGACAAACUCGGGGUAUCAGUUGGGUCAGAAUGUCGGUAAUCAAAGUGGGUUCGUUUUUGGAAGAGCAUAGUGGUGGAAAUGGUAUCGUGUGGUUUAUCAGGAUGAUGAAUUCUAGCUCUGAAGCUUUCAGGAAUGAUGAUAUCGU
Aspergillus japonicus CBS 114.51 is the source of this 981-nucleotide messenger RNA. RefSeq lists its product as uncharacterized. Gene Ontology annotation, molecular function: hydrolase activity, acting on ester bonds. The transcript is spliced from 4 exons. NCBI's taxonomy places the organism in Eukaryota, Fungi, Ascomycota, Eurotiomycetes, Eurotiales, Aspergillaceae. The record is from RefSeq and is a predicted model, not a curated record. The coding region runs from base 1 to 906 and encodes 301 amino acids.